Paramisgurnus dabryanus is the source of this 2327-nucleotide messenger RNA. RefSeq names its product potassium channel, subfamily K, member 18 (gene kcnk18). Gene Ontology annotation, biological process: potassium ion transmembrane transport; stabilization of membrane potential. Gene Ontology annotation, cellular component: plasma membrane. Lineage: Eukaryota; Metazoa; Chordata; Actinopteri; Cypriniformes; Cobitidae. Gene Ontology annotation, molecular function: outward rectifier potassium channel activity; potassium ion leak channel activity. The record is from RefSeq and is a predicted model, not a curated record.
UACAUGUGGUCAUUGUUUUGGCAAACUGUUAGCUUCAGCGGGGUGGUGUCCAUACAGCUCUAAGCACACUGCCAUGUGAGGAAAGAUUUCCUCAACCAUUCCGUUGUCUCCGGCUGAUCGAGAGAUGUCCGUGGCGAUAAAGGAGGGACGAACGUCAAACCCAAAAGCGAAGUGCGCCAAAUGGAUAUGGUGUUUGUUUCCCCAUGUUUUUCUCAUCCUUUCAUUGAUCACUUAUGCAGCUUUGGGAGCGGAAAUUUUUAAACAUAUAGAGAAUAGGAGCUCUUUCAAUGAAUCCGAAGAGAUCCGUAAGGUGGUGGAUAAAGUAAAGGAAACAUUCAGGAAUUGCACUGAGAAUUCAACGCAGCAAGAAAUUGAUAAAAUGCAAACCAUUUUAAAUGACUUUAAGGAAAAGCGGAGUCAAGACUGGAACUUCUACGGUUCUCUUUUCUUCUGCUGUACAGUGUUCACUACCAUAGGUUAUGGGCAAAUGUACCCAGUUACCAUUGCUGGGAAGGUGGCAUGUAUCUUGUAUGCGAUGAUCGGCAUCCCUCUCAUGUUGUUGGUCAUUUCAGAUGUAGGUGACAUCUUAGCUGUUCUCCUGUCUAAAGCUUACACACAGCUUAGCCAGGUCUUCGGGCAGCUGGUGCAAAAACAUUCAUGCAGCCUUCACAAGGAUAGUAAAACUCCCUCUUCUCACCAAGGACAAAGUGCUGUUGGUAACUACAAGCAGGAUGCAUUGAUCCAUGACACAAUAACCAUUCAGCAAAUGAUACAACCAAAGUCGUCCAUAAAACGGUAUGCCUCACAACGUUAUACCAACAAAGAGGUCUUUGACUGGAUUAUUGUUAAGGAGAACUUCAAGCUUAAGAGUGCUCUCACAAAAUCUUGCUCCUGUCCUGAGCUUGACCGUAUGUCACGUCCACCAAAAGGCUCCAAAUUAUUUACCGAUAUUGGACAGAAGAUGGACCGCUUUAAUGUUCCUUUGCUAGUUAUCCUGCUAGUAGUUUUUGCGUACAUGCUGAUUUGCAGUCAAAUUCUAACAUGUUGGGAGGAAAAGAUGAAGUCCUUUGAUGCAUUUUAUUUUACCUUCAUCACUUUGACCACGAUCGGUUUUGGUGACAUUGUUCCUAAGCAUCCAAAGUACUUCCUUGUAACUUUUUUAUUCAUUAUCAUGGGCAUGGCCGUUCUGAGUAUGGCCUUCAAACUUAGCCAGUCGAGAAUUGUUUGCUUUUAUAGACGUUUCAUAAAAUGUCUUAGCAUGGGGAAGGUAGGAAUGCACAAAGACCUAGAGAGUAACUGAAAGCAAGAGAGGCUUUGAUUUUUGGGGGGUUUGCUACACUGUCAGAAAUAAAGGUACAAAACUGUACCUUUUCUGUCACUGGGGCUGUACCCUAAGUUUCCGUUUGGUACCUUUACAGGAAUACAAAACAGAAUACAAUUUUUGGUAGUAGAUUACCAUACGUUAAGUACCUACAUUGUUAGAAAAUAUCUACCCUAGCUGUCAGUGGGGCAGGACCCUUUAUAAAGGUAAUUGUAUGGACCAUUAGGUACAGAUAUAUAAACAUUUAGUACCUGUAUUUUUGAGGUACUAAUGAGCUCUCUUUGGUCCCAGUAUGUACUUCUGAGGUACUAAAAUGAAAUCCUUAGGUGCAAAGCUGUACUUUUUGAAAGGGUACAGCCCCAGUGACAGAAAAGGUACAGUUUUGUACCUUUAUUUCUGAAUAGGGCAUUAAACACUACAGGGAAAGCAUGUCUACUUUCAGCACAAGCAAGUAAUGUGUUUUAAAGUCUAUAUCACUGCCAGUUUGAUUCAGUGGGUUGAAAGGGAAUGGCCCGGCUGCUAAGCUCAUGCCAGCCAAAGGUGCACAGGACCUAUAAACUCAGAAUAAAGCCAUUUUUUUUAGCCAAAUGAAAAGAUGGCAUGGGCCUUUAUACUUGAUGACUUUCACUUCAGGGCUCGUAUAAUUAGGGAAAAGCAUAAGACAUUAUGUGUAAUGCUUAUCAGAAAUUAAUAUAAUUUACUAAAUACUAAUAUAACAAGCAAAAAGUAUUUAGUAAAUGUAUUUAUUCAUUAAAUGUAUUCAUGCAAGAUGAAUAUUUUACAUGUAGGGUUCUCAUGCAUGGAAAUUUUGGGGGAAAUUGUCAUUUUGUAUUUUCAAGCAUUAAUAUGUCUAAUAAUUCUUUUUAUAUUUUUGUUUGCAUUCAAAGUAAACAAUGAAUGAAAUGUGAAGUUAAUGUAUUGCUGCAAUCUAUUUACCUUUAUCUAUUGUUGCUGUAAUAUCGACACUAAAGGCAUAUAUGCACUAUUACAAACAUUAGCUUCUGAA